Molecule: messenger RNA, 2877 nt
Organism: Triticum dicoccoides
Lineage: Eukaryota; Viridiplantae; Streptophyta; Magnoliopsida; Poales; Poaceae
Product: transcription factor RF2b-like
Exons: 5
Coding region: 1458-2528 (356 amino acids)
Biological process (GO): regulation of DNA-templated transcription
Cellular component (GO): nucleus
Molecular function (GO): DNA-binding transcription factor activity
Source: RefSeq, a predicted model, not a curated record
GUCUUCCUUCCCCAAAUCAGAGAAACACCCUGUGGUGAGCCGCCGCCAUCCACCUGCCCCGCGAUGCUCCAGCGAGUGGCUGCCAUCCACCUUCCCCACGCUGCUCCGGCGAGCGGCCGCCCAUCCACCUGCGCAGCCUGCGACAACCCAACUUGUUAUGCCCGCUGCUCGACGGUGUUACAACUUACAACCACGCCGCCGUGGUGCUUCAAUCAGCGGCGACCGUGCUACAAUGGUGACGAGCGGGUGGUGGCCAGGGGUGCACGACGGCGGUGAUCGAGGUGAGCGCGGGCUGGCACCCGUUGCUGCAGCCGACGAGCAUUUUUGCUGGAACCUACCGGCAGAGAAGCUGGAAGCGGCAAGGUGAUAAGCUGCCUGUAACCAAUAUCGACGGUGAGUCAAACAUGCUACAACCGGUAGUUCACGAGCUACAACCGACGUUUGUUUUUGCUGGGACCGGCGAGAAUUUUUCUGCCAUCGGCGACGAUGCUACAUGGCUGAACUGAAGAUGUUUUCACUGUCGUCAAUGGCUACGCGACGAUGCAGGAGGCAGCGAUGAAGAUGUUUCGACGGUGGAUGGAAAAUGCUACAACCGGCUUCAUAAUUUGAUACGAGCCAUCUGAGGUCGUCGUAGAGAUUUUGUGCUGGAACCGACAAGAGCGCGGGGGAGGAGGUCAGGCGGCGAGCGAUGACGAAUCCCGGCGGAGCUUCGAGCUCUCUGUCGCCUCGCACGAUUUUGUGUUGUUGGCAGCGCUCAUUCGCAGCUUUUUCUGUCUGCGGGAGGAGGACGAAACAAGAGCUAAUCCGACGGCUACCAGGCACAGAAUCGUGAGGCUCGUGGUUGACCGGCCGAAGUUUCGGCCGGUCGACCGGCGCCUAUCAGUCGCCAAACGCAAAAGGGUACAGCCAUGCCGAUCCAAACAGAUAAAAAAUGAAGAAAAUCGCUGUCCGUUUGGGUCGGCGUGUUGAAGUUGCUCUUACACCCAAACUGACAUGGACACGCAAAAUGCAUCGGCGCCUUGGAGUAAUGUCCAAACAGCCCGGUGGAUGUCUACAGCUGUCCAUAGCCAGACCGGCGAAGGUCGCGGGCGAGAUCCACCGGUCGGCCCUGUGUGGCUGCGCCGAUAGACACGCACAAGCAUGCGCACGUGCCGAUCCCGGCUCCGCCCCUAGCAGUAGGAGAGAACAAGGAGAAAGAAGGUGGCGCGUCCGGUCGUCCCUCCCCGUGAGCGCUCCGCUCGCAUGCACAUGCAUGCCCAUCCCCUCCUUCCCUUCCUUCCCAGUCUCAUCUCACAGUCCCAGAUCCCACUCCAGCCCCACCUCUUAAAAACCAGACCAAACCCGAACACUACAGGAAAACACACAGGCGCAGCAGCAGCAGCAGCCGCCGCCGCCUGCGCGCCCUAUCUACAGCUCCUUCCCCAAUCCCUGGCCCUGCCCGGCCACUCCAGCGCCCAAUGCAGCAGCCCAAACCCGCCGAUCCGCCGGGCCGGCCCUUCCCGCCGCCUUCCCCGUCGAUGGCGGCGGCGGCCACGGCCAUGCGCGGGGCGCACCACCGCCGCGCCAGAUCUGAGGUCGCCUUCCGCCUCCCGGACGACCUCGACAUCGGCGGCGGCGCCGACGGCGACGGCUCCGCGGGCUUCGACGAGAUCGGCUCCGAGGACGACCUCUUCUCCACAUUCAUGGACAUCGAGAAGAUCUCCUCCGGCCCCGCCGCGGGCUCAGACCGCGACCGCGACCGCGCCGCCGAGACCUCCUCCCCGCCGCGCCCCAAGCACCGGUACAGCAGCUCGGUCGACGGCUCCGGCCUCUUUUCCGCUGCCGGCAGCGCUGCGCGGCGGGACGCCGCUGCCGCCCAAGCGCUGGCGGAUGUCCUGGAGGCCAAGAAGGCCAUGUCCCCCGAGCAGCUCGCCGAGCUCGCAGCCAUUGACCCCAAGCGCGCCAAAAGAAUUCUAGCAAACAGGCAAUCUGCGGCUAGAUCAAAAGAAAGGAAGGCUCGUUAUAUGACAGAACUUGAGCGGAAGGUUCAAACUCUUCAGACUGAAGCGACCACUCUCUCAGCUCAGCUCACGUUAUUUCAGAGAGAUACAACUGGGCUUUCUUCAGAAAAUGCAGAGCUCAAGAUAAGGUUGCAGGCCAUGGAGCAGCAGGCUCAACUGCGUGAUGCUCUGAAUGACGCACUGAAGCAGGAAGUGGAGAGGCUCAAGAUGGCUACGGGUGAGAUGUCAAAUUCCAGUGAUGCAUAUAGCGUGGGAUUGCAACAUGUCCUGUACAACUCGUCCUUCUUCCCACAGUCCCAGCAAAACACAGCCCAGCACCAGGGGGGCGCCCGGUUUCCACCCCCAUUCCACCCGCCUCAUCCUAAUGUACCAAACCAUCAGAUGCUAUCCCACCCAAACACGCUGUCAGAUAUCAUGCAACAAGAUCAUCUUGCGCGGCUCCAGGGUUUGGACAUCAGCAAAGGGCAUCCAGUUGUUAAGUCAGAGAGCAGCUCGAUCUCUGCCAGCGAAAGCAGCAGUACAUUCUAACCAGGCCUACGCCUACCCUGAUUGAGCCCUCAGUUUCAUUAGGUUCCUUUGUUCAUAGCCUCUGACAUCCUUGUGCUGUUUCUUUUGUCCUGUAAACUUAAUUUUUCAUUCCAUUUGUUCCAUUUUAGUUGAAAUUCGUUUUAAUCUCAGUUGCUGAUUUUUGUAGACACGAUCCCUGGGUUCCUCCCACCCGUUUGUUCCGGGUUCAUUUUCUUCGUGUGUGAUAUGUUGUUUGGGAUUAUAUUGGGGAACUGGGAGGGGCUUCCUCCCAGUAUACCGUGGUGCUGUUGUUGGGACUGACUAUUUUUGUCGUCAGAACAGUUUGAAUUUGCGAUGUUCAUCAUUGUAC